UCUUAUCAGUCGUCUUCGUCCGCGGAGAAAGAGAAAUCGGUGAAAAUUGCAAUCUUUCGCAGUUGUCUCGUCAAAAGUGGGUGUUUUCCGGUAAAAUCCGCCGUGUGAUGCGCAUCACGACCGCUCCGGGAGAGCAGCAGCACCAGCAGCAGCCAAACCGCGGCGCGAUGGCCCCGGCCAAACUCAACUACCGGAUCUCGGUGUCCACCUUUUUCGCCAAGUCCCACCCGAGUGACGAGUGCUGCGGGAGUAACGGGUUGCCGCUGACGCCGAACUCGAUCGGGAUUUACGGGCGGUCGCAGAAGCUGAAGGGGGAGGCGCUGCGGCACGAGAAUCUGUGCCAGUAUCUGGAUGUGGUGCGGGGAAAGCACGAGAGGACGAUAAUUGUGCAGGAAUAUGCGGGGAGUCCGCUGACGGAGACGUUCAUUGGUGAGAAUAACAAGCAGGAAACGCUGCUGCGGGUUGGGUUUCAGGUGUUGAGGGCGCUGGAUCAUUUGAAUCGGGAGGGGUUGAUGUGCAGGAAUUUGGAACCGGUGCACAUCUUGAUAAGUCGUGACUUUGGGGUCAAAUUGUACAACUACGGGUUGUACUACAUGACCCACUCGGGCAAGUACGUUUCGUUCCCGAUUGGAAAUGUGAAAUAUCACGCGCCGGAAGUCUUGCUGGGUUCGCGGGAAAACCCAAAAUCCGACAUUUGGUCCCUGGGCAUGAUCCUGGCCGAGCUGGCCCUCGGCUGCAAGCUCUGGGACACGGUCAAACUGUCCCAGGUUGCGAGGAAGGUACUCGCUUUCGUCAGCAUUUCCAACGUUUUUGAAAAACUCGCCCGCGAACACAAGCAAUUCCCGCUCUACCAAUCACUAGAUCCGGCCCUGCGUCGGAUCAUCGAGGCAUGUCUGCAGGUUUCCCCGCGGAAGCGACCCCAAGCGAGGGAGUUGCUCCAGGAUGAGGCGUUUGAUUUUCUACGCGAGGAGCGAUUCUGCGAGGUGGAUCGCCAAGGAAUGACCCUGCUGGAGAAGCACUGCGGACUGGCCGAGAUCUACUAUCUGUGGCAGCUUGCCGGCGGGGAUGUGCAGCAGGAGCUGAAGAAGGAGGGGCUGAUUAAGAGCGAGGCACCGAUACUGUCGCUACCGGACCUAAUCCUCCUAAACGGCAAAUCAAUCUCGCCGCCGAAAAGCCAAAGCUUCCUCCACGACGGUCGCAUCAUCUUUCUCAACUUCAACGCCCUGCUGGAGCGUCUCUCGCGCCUCCCCGAAGAGGACUACCUUCCGUUGAUCUACACCACCAACGCGUAUCUCGAAUCUCCCACCUUCAAGACCGAUCUCCCGCUGGUGAUCCGCGAACGGGACACCGUCUACCAGUUUCACCGGAUUAUGCUGCUCAAGACGCUCCUGCACGGCUACCCGUACACGCAGGACCUGCUCAAGAGCUUCGCCGCCAAAGACAUUCCACCGCCCUUCCGCGGUCACGUUUGGGCCUGCCUCCUUGGCGUCGUCGAGGGAAACGGCCUGUACGAACGGCUGGACAAGUGCAGUCCCACGCACACGGAUCGCCAAAUCGAGGUGGACAUUCCGCGCUGUCACCAGUACAACGAACUCCUCUCCUCGCAGGAAGGUCACGCCAAGCUGAAACGACUCCUGAAGGCCUGGGUUACCGCUCAUCCGCAGUACGUGUACUGGCAGGGACUAGAUUCGCUGACGGCGCCGUUUCUCUAUCUCAACUUUAACAACGAAGAGCGCGCCUUUUUGAGCCUGUAUCGCUUCAUUCCGAAGUAUUUGCAUCUGUUUUUCCUGAAAGAUAACUCGCGCAUCAUCAAGGAGUACUUGGUCAAGUUUUUCCAGCUCAUCUUCUUUCACGAGCCGGGCCUGGCGAAGCACCUGCACGGGAUCAACUUCAUUCCGGAGCUGUACGCGAUUCCCUGGUUCCUGACCAUGUUUAGCCACGUUUUCCCCCUCCACAAGAUCUUUCACCUCUGGGACAAGCUCAUCCUGGGCGACCACUCGUACCCCCUCUUCAUCGGCAUCGCCAUCCUCAAACAGCUCAAGAGCACCCUGCUCAAAUCGGGCUUCAACGAGUGCAUCCUGCUGUUCAGCGACCUGCCCGACAUUGUGAUGGAGACUUGCGUGAACGACUCCGAGACCAUGUACCAAUUCACGCCCAAGUCCGUAACUUACAGGAAGUUUGCCCUGCACGAGGAAGAACCGGGCGAGUUCGAUCUGAAGUACAGUGACGAUGACCACGGGGAGGUUCAGGCCGAGCUGUACCCGCGGCUGAGCGUGUACGACCUGAUCCGGCUGCUGCGGGACCGGCCGGCGAGUGUGGCCAUUCUGGAUCUGCGCAGCAACCUGGAGCACAAGAAGGUCGCGAUCGAAAACAGUGUCAACGUGCCGUUCAGUUCGGUUUCGCUGAAGGAAUCGAGGCUGGACGUUCUGAACGUGCCCCGGCUGGAAGCGUAUCUGCGGCGGAAGAUUGUCGUGGUGGUGGCCACGGCCCACGAGAGUGGGAUGCUGAUGGCCAAGUUCUUGGUGGAUUGUAGCGUGCCGUACGUUUGUGUGCUGAAUCGAGGCUUUGGGGCGAUUUACAAAAGCGACGAUAAGCUGCUGCUGCAGACCUUUGACUACAUGAACACGCUGGCCAAGUUUGUGCCGAACAUUGCUAGCUUUGUUGAAGCUUAGACUAUUAAGUGUUAUUUCUUACUCUCAGUAUAGUGGACUCUAUUAUGAUAUAAAUUAUAUAUUACCAGUUUUUCGAACAAGUA
Molecule: messenger RNA, 2755 nt
Organism: Culex pipiens pallens (northern house mosquito)
Lineage: Eukaryota; Metazoa; Arthropoda; Insecta; Diptera; Culicidae
Product: TBC domain-containing protein kinase-like protein
Exons: 3
Coding region: 108-2672 (854 amino acids)
Biological process (GO): protein phosphorylation; activation of GTPase activity
Molecular function (GO): ATP binding; GTPase activator activity; protein kinase activity
Source: RefSeq, a predicted model, not a curated record